Molecule: messenger RNA, 1746 nt
Organism: Dendrobium catenatum
Lineage: Eukaryota; Viridiplantae; Streptophyta; Magnoliopsida; Asparagales; Orchidaceae
Product: SNF1-related protein kinase regulatory subunit gamma-1
Exons: 6
Coding region: 205-1392 (395 amino acids)
Source: RefSeq, a predicted model, not a curated record
UCGUGGGCCGUCAAUGCGAAAAAGAUCAAACAGGAGCGAAUACAGUCUGCAGUGUUUGCGCGUUACAAGCGUUUCGAGCGUCCGCUUAGCAUCUUUUUGAGGUCAGCCAUUUUCUAUCUGGUAUCACUAGGGUAACGAAAUCUUUGCUGGUCUCAUUAGAGUGUGGGGAGAGAGUACUCGGGCGGCUGUCAGCAGUGAUCGGUGAUGGAUAGUCCAAGGACGCCUCGUGAGUUGUCGAGCCCGGAGGCGAAGAUCGGGCUUCGCGUGGAGGAUCUAUGGGAUGUGCAGGAGCCGAUGCUCAGCCCAUCAGAGAAGCUCAACUCCUGCUUCGAGAGCAUACCGGUUUCCUCCUUUCCAUCCGCUGCUCCUUCUCUAGAAAUUGAGAUACCGUCAGAUGCUAGUUUGGCUGCUGCAGUAGAUAUUUUAUCUAAAAACAAGAUCCUUAGCGCACCUGUGCGGAAUGUUGAUGCACCAGAAGAUGCUAGUUGGAUUGAUCGUUACAUUGGUAUUUUAGAGUUUGCUGGAAUUGCUGUUUGGCUCCUACAUCAGACAGAUGUAGCAGCUUGUCAUGGGGAUGAUUUUGGAGCCAAUUCUUCAACUAAAGGAAGCUUUUUUGAAUAUCUGACAUCUUCACACUUCUAUAGGAGUACGAAGGUUCAGGACAUCUCAGGGUCAUUCCGCUGGGCUCCUUUCCUAGCUUUACAGAAAGAAGACUCAUUUCUUACCAUGCUUUUGCUACUUUCGAAGUAUAGAAUGAAGAGUCUACCAGUUGUUGACCUGGGUGAAGGAAAAAUUGAAAACAUCAUCACACAGUCUGCUGUUGUUCAUAUGCUGGCAGAAUGUGUUGAUCUUCACUGGUUUAAGAAUUGGGGAACCAAGAAACUUUUUGAAUUGGGCCUUCCUAUCAUGAAACCAGAUAAACUAGUUAAGGCUUUUGAGGAGGAACCUGUACUUAGUGCCUUUCAAUUGCUGAGGAAAAGAAGAAUUGGUGGACUCCCAAUUGUUGAUGAAAGUGGACAUAAAGUGGUAGGCAAUAUAAGCAUAAGAGAUGUACAGUACCUUCUAACAGCUCCAGAAAUAUACAAAAACCUCAGGUCCAUCACAGCUAAGAACUUCCUUGCUGCAGUUAGAAAUUACUUACUGGGGCGUCAAGAGGCCUCACCCCUACUGCACAGUGUUAUCACGUGCAGAAGAACUGACAUGCUCGAAGACAUCAUAUUGAAGUUGGAUUCUGAGAAGAUACACCGAAUAUAUGUCGUUAACGAGGAGGGAAAUUUGGAAGGUGUUAUUACAUUAAGAGACAUCAUCUCCAAACUCGUCCAUGAGCCACAUGGUUACUUCGGAAAUUUCUUCGAUGGAGUCGUUCCACUCCCCGCAAACAGCCGGGUUUGAACUGAAGUAGCUUUGGCUCUCUGCUUGUUCUAUCCAUGGGGCGGUUGUAAUCUGCUAAUAAGCCUUUUUUAGCUGUUGUGGCUGUUCACAUCAUUUUUCUCACGUCUGUGGUUUGUAAAUUCCUGUAUUUUUCAUCUUGCUUAACCUCCUGGCCAUCCAGCGUUUUCUUCUUCGAGUAAUUACCGACUUCUUCUAGGAAAGAAUUGUAUUUCUUUUGGUUCACUGCAGUUUUGCAGCAACGAAAAUCGAAAUGUAAUGUGUUUUGUGAUAUAAGCAUUGCAUGCUACGACUUUAGUAGUUGUUAUCCUGGUAGAAUUUGAUUAAAAUGGAACAACUUUAGUAUCUUCCUUACUA